UAUUAAAUAAAAAUAAAAAUAAUACAGUGUCAAAAUCCAAAAAUUUUUCGGAACUAAACAAGGCCUGAGUACUAGUACAAAAUAAGCAUCCAAAGUCCAAAUACUAAACAAGCAAGCUAGUACUUGCCCACGAUCGUGAAACGUACGCCGCCGCCAUGGCACACGCUGCCUGUGGCACUGAGGCGCCGCUCCUGCCCUCCUCGGCGGCAGGGACGCCGCCGCCGCCGGCAGCCGGUGCACCGCGCCGGAACUGGUUCGCCUUCGUCUGCGCCACGCUCGCCUCCAUGACCACCAUGCUACAUGCCUACAACCUGACACUGAUGAGCGGCGCGGAGCUGUUCAUGCGUGAGGACGUGGGGCUCACCGACGCCGAGGUCGAGGUGCUGUCCGGGUCGAUGAACGUCUUCAUGCUCGCGUCCAUCCUCGCCGCCGGCUGGGUGGCCGACCACCUUGGCCGCCGCCGCACCCUCGUGCUCGCCAACGCCUUCCUCAUGGCCGGCGCGCUCGCCAUGUCGCUGGGCGCCAGCUUCGCCGCGCUCAUGGCGGCGCGCUUCGUCACCAGCGUCGGCUCCGGGUUCGCCCGCGUCGUCGCCCCCGUCUACAACGCCGAGAUCUCGCCGGCGUCCACCCGCGGCGUCCUCUCAUCCAUGCUUGACGUGCGUAUCCACCAUUUUAAUUGGAACACAUGCAUGCUGCCUGAUUCCGAUCGAAUCAAGGUGUGUAUAGUGAUUUCACUAUUGCAGAUAUUUAUCAACGUCGGCAUCCUGCUCAGCUACGUGUCCAACUACGCGUUCGCCGGCCUGCCGGUGCACCUCGGGUGGCGAGUCAUGUAUGGGAUCGGCGUGAUCCCACCGGUGUUCAUCGCCGCCGGGGUGCUCUUCAUCAUGCCGGAGUCACCGCGGUGGCUUGUCAUGCAGGGCCGCCACGGCGACGCGCGCGGGGUGCUGCUGCGCACGUCGGACGCCCCGGCCGAGGCCGACCUCCGUCUCGGGGAGAUGAAGCGAGCCGUCGUCACUGACGCCGCCGAGGCGCCGCCGUCCGCUGCUGCUGCUGCUGCACGCCACGGCGGCGGCGGCGGCGUCUGGAAGGAGCUUUUCUUGCGGCCGUCCACGAGCGUGCGGCGGAUCCUCGCGUGCGUCCUCGGGCUGCAGUUCUUCGUGCAGGCGUCCGGCGUCGACGCCAUCCUCCUCUACAGCCCGCUGGUUUUCAAGGCGGUCGGCAUGGCGUCGAACUCCGCCGUCCUCGGCGCCACCGUGGCCAUCGGAGCGGUGAAGACGUGCUUCAUCCUCGUGGGCAUGCUCUUCACCGACCGCCUCGGCCGGCGCCCGCUCCUCCUCGCCAGCACCGCGGGCGUCGCCGUGACCUCCACCGUCCUCGCCGUGACGCUGUACGUAGCCACGAGCACGACGUCGUCUUCGUCGUCGUCAACGACGACGGCGACGGCCGCGGCGUGCCUGGCGUCGGUGCUGGCCGUCGUGGCCACGUACUCCAUCGGGUACGGGUCAGUGGUGUCGGCGUACACGGCGGAGGUCUUGCCCCUGCGGCUGCGCGCGCAGGGCUCCAGCCUGGGCGUGGCGGUGAACAGGCUCACGUGCGGGGUGGUGAGCAUGACGUUCAUCUCGCUCGCCGACGGGAUCGUCACCAUGCCUGGGUGCUUCUUCCUCUACGCGGCGGUGACGGCGGCUGCGUUUGUGUUUGUGUACACGCGGCUGCCGGAGACCAAGGGUCGGAGCUUGGAGGACAUGGAAGUGCUCUUCCACAAGUGAGGAGGACAGGCAUCCAUGGAGCUAGGGAGGACGGAGCAGCUCUAGUGGCCGUGCGCCGGCCGAGAGCCUGAGACUCAUGAGCGCAAGCAAUCGAGCAGAUAAGGUUUGGUUUGGGUGGGGAGACGAUGACACAUUACACAUACUGUUGUUCUUAUGAGCUUUACUUAAAUGUGAAGCAAAGACGUACCUUAAUUGUAUGGUGGGUCUAACAAAGGAGCUGGCGGAAGCUUGAUUUUUUGUUUAGGCUUAUAAGUUAUGACAAAAAGUACUGUUGGUUGAUUUUUUGUGAAAGAAAAAUACUAUUGAAUGACUAA
Molecule: messenger RNA, 2080 nt
Organism: Sorghum bicolor (sorghum)
Lineage: Eukaryota; Viridiplantae; Streptophyta; Magnoliopsida; Poales; Poaceae
Product: polyol transporter 5
Exons: 2
Coding region: 156-1766 (536 amino acids)
Biological process (GO): transmembrane transport
Cellular component (GO): membrane
Molecular function (GO): carbohydrate transmembrane transporter activity
Source: RefSeq, a predicted model, not a curated record